Messenger RNA from Chrysochloris asiatica (Cape golden mole), 1419 nucleotides. It is a transcript of the gene ZNF713, whose product is annotated as zinc finger protein 713. The transcript has 5 exons. The record is from RefSeq and is a predicted model, not a curated record. Gene Ontology annotation, molecular function: DNA-binding transcription repressor activity, RNA polymerase II-specific. Lineage: Eukaryota; Metazoa; Chordata; Mammalia; Afrosoricida; Chrysochloridae. Gene Ontology annotation, biological process: negative regulation of transcription by RNA polymerase II. Bases 1 to 1419 code for a protein of 472 amino acids.
AUGCCUGCUGGAGACAUACCUGAGUACCACAGUGAAGGUGGUACAUGGAAGAUGGAUGCCUUAUGCCCUCUCAAUGCUGUACUUUCCCAGGAGGAGAGCCUUCAGGAGAAAGAAAUGGAUGAGGGGUCACAGAUCAUCAGGUCCCAGGAAUCAGUGACAUUCCAGGACGUGGCUGUGGACUUCACCCAGGAAGAGUGGGAACAGCUGGACCCUGCUCAGAAGAGCCUGUACCGAGAUGUGACUCUGGAGAACUACAGGAAUCUGGCUGCACUGGGGCAUCAACUUUAUAAGCCAGAAGUGAUCACUCAUUUGGAGCAAGAGGAACAGUGGAUGAUGGAAAGCAAGAACCUACCAGUCACCCAUCCAGAUGUGGAGAAUAGACCUGAAAUAAAAAAGUCAACUCCAAACAAGAUUAUUUCUGAUGAAAAGCAAGCACAUGACAAUAUAAUGGAGAGACUAACAGGAAAUAAUUUCUGGUUCUCCAUCUUAGGAGGACUCUGGGAUUUUGAUUAUCAGUUAGAGUUGAACCAGGAAAGCCAUCAGAGACAUUUGGGACAAGGAUCUCUCACCCACAAAAAGAUUACUCAGGAGAGAAGCUUUGAAUGCUUUAAACUUAGGGAAACCUAUAACCUAAAAUCAAACCUUAUUCAUCAAAGAAUUCCUUCAGUGAAAAUUCCGCUUAACUCUGACACACAAGGAAAUGGCAUCAAACAUAUUUCAGACUUGAUUUACUAUCAGGGAAAUUAUAUAACAGAGAAUCCCUAUGAAUAUAACGAAGGUGGAAAAAUCUUAAGUCAACAUCUUCUCAGUAAUCAUAUUCAUACUGCAGAGAAGCCCAGUGAAUGUGGGAAGGCCUUCACCCACAGCUCCUCUUUAGCCCAACCUCAAAUAGUCCUUACAGGAGAGAAGCCCUACAAGUGUGAUGAAUGUGGAAAGAGAUUCAGCCAGAGGAUCCAUCUUAUUCAACAUCAGAGAAUCCACACAGGCGAAAAACCCUUUAUAUGCAAUGAAUGUGGGAAAGCCUUCCGUCAGCAUUCAUCCUUUACUCAACACCUGAGAAUUCACACUGGAGAGAAGCCCUAUAAAUGCAAUCAGUGUGGCAAAGCCUUUAGCCGCAUUACAUCCCUUACAGAGCAUCAUAGACUUCACACUGGAGAGAAGCCUUAUGAAUGUAGUUUUUGUGGGAAAGCCUUCAGCCAGAGGACACACCUUAAUCAACAUGAGCGAACUCAUACAGGAGAGAAACCCUAUAAAUGUAAUGAGUGUGGAAAAGCCUUCAGCCAGAGCGCACAUCUUAAUCAACAUAGGAAAAUCCAUUCUCGGGAGAAAUUAUGUCAAUACAAUAAAUAUGAGAAAGCCUUAAGCCAAAGUCCUUCACUUAUUCAGCAGCACCUAAGUCCUGGGGGGGAAGUCAUAUGA